This is a messenger RNA of Drosophila hydei, 1460 nucleotides long. RefSeq names its product serine/threonine-protein phosphatase alpha-3 isoform (gene Pp1-13C). The transcript has a single exon. Gene Ontology annotation, molecular function: protein serine/threonine phosphatase activity. Gene Ontology annotation, cellular component: nucleus; cytoplasm. Bases 366 to 1274 code for a protein of 302 amino acids. Lineage: Eukaryota; Metazoa; Arthropoda; Insecta; Diptera; Drosophilidae. The record is from RefSeq and is a predicted model, not a curated record.
UGGUUUUAACGUUCAUUUCGGGGGGUACCAAAAAAAAAACAAUAACAAAAACCAAAUAAAAAAGGAAAAUCAAAACUUCGUCUCGAUCUCAGUUCAAAUUCCAAAUUUUCAAAUACUGCAAUCUGUUCGGACAUCCAUUGGCAUUUAAGUAACCGGUGAAUCAAAAGAUAAAGAUUGAAAUAAGAAGGGAACCGAAAAGGGCCACUUGAGCGCUGAAUGGAAACACUUGAUUGGCAAUAGCGUAGAUUGAGAGGAAAGCCGAGUGUCAGGUGGAGCGUGAGGUCCAUUAAAAGAUCGUCCCGACGGCGUCCCAAGCGCUCAAUCGCGAGCCGCAGAUCGGCAAUCCCGGCCAGAAGCCUGUUAAUAUGGCCGAGGUGCUAAAUUUGGAUAAUAUCAUUGCCAGACUCCUGGAGGUGCGUACAGCCCGACCCGGCAAGAAUGUGCAACUGAAUGAGACGGAGAUACGUGGCCUCUGCUUGAAGUCUCGCGAAAUCUUUCUCGCGCAGCCCAUUUUACUUGAGCUGGAGGCGCCGCUGAAGAUCUGCGGGGACAUACACGGUCAAUAUUACGAUCUGUUGCGGCUAUUCGAAUACGGCGGCUAUCCGCCGGAGUCCAAUUACCUAUUCCUGGGCGACUAUGUAGACCGUGGCAAGCAAUCGCUGGAGACCAUCUGUUUGCUCCUCGCCUACAAGAUCAAAUACUCGGAGAAUUUCUUUCUUCUGCGAGGCAACCACGAAUGCGCAUCGAUCAAUCGCAUCUACGGCUUCUAUGACGAGUGCAAGCGACGCUAUAGCAUUAAGCUGUGGAAGACGUUCACGGACUGUUUCAAUUGCUUGCCCGUUGUCGCCAUUGUGGACGAGAAGAUAUUCUGCUGCCAUGGCGGGCUGAGUCCCGACCUAACGUCCAUGGAGCAGAUCAAGCGGAUUAUGCGCCCCACAGACGUGCCCGAUCAGGGCCUGCUAUGCGAUCUGCUGUGGUCCGAUCCGGACAAGGACACAAUUGGCUGGGGCGAAAACGAUCGUGGUGUCAGCUUCACCUUCGGCGCCGAAGUGGUUGGCAAAUUUCUGCAAAAGCACGAUCUCGACCUGAUUUGCCGUGCCCAUCAGGUGGUCGAGGAUGGCUACGAGUUCUUUGCCAAACGCCAGCUGGUCACCCUCUUCUCGGCGCCGAACUACUGCGGCGAAUUUGAUAAUGCCGGCGCCAUGAUGUCCGUCGACGAGACCUUAAUGUGCUCCUUCCAAAUUCUUAAGCCCGUUGAGAAGCGUAAGAAAUAACGAUACGGCCGACGUCCUUAACUGUUUCAAAUUCAAAUUGUUCGCUUGUAUCCAAAAUGAUUGUAUCCAAUCAGAACAAUUACACUUACAUAGCCAAAACCGUCUUAAGACAUAGCGAAUUAAGGAAUGACUUUUUUAGAUAACCCAACAGCUCCGGAAAUAUAUGCCUGUCUCCACUUUGCUAUA